GAGCGACGGGCGCAAAGCCUAGCAUACUUUUGGGCCUGCCCCAAUAACUCAAAACGCCGCCCAAGGACGACGAGUCCGAACCCAAAAACCGAAGAGCGGAAAAAGUAAAGCCGCAGACGGGCGGAAAGAGCGAGAAGCGAAAAGCCAGCCCCAAGGCAACUGCAGCUGGAAUUAACACAAAAGCUUCUUUAAAGUAAAUCAAGUUCCUGGCAAGCGGACUUAAAUAUCCAAAGAUAGAGGUGCUCAAGCCAUAGAUAAAAAUAUGUCGACACACUGGUUAAUUUUUGUGGGCAUUUCGUGUCUGCUAGCAGGCUGCACGGAGGGCGCCUCGAAGCGCUUCUUCACCGACUUCCUGCAGGACCUGCCGACGCCCGGAACCGGAGGACCGACCUUCGACACGACCAUCGGCACCAACAUCACGGGACUCGUGGGCAAGACGGUGAAGCUGACCUGCCGCGUCAAGAAUUUGGGCAAUCGCACGGUGUCCUGGGUGCGGCACAGGGAUAUACACCUGCUGACCGUGGGCCGCUACACGUACACCUCCGACCAGCGCUUCGAGGCCAUGCACUCGCCCCACGCCGAGGACUGGACAUUGCGUAUACGCUACGCGCAGCGCAAGGACUCCGGGAUAUACGAGUGCCAGAUAUCGACCACGCCCCCUAUUGGACACUCCGUGUACCUCAACAUCGUUGAGCCCGUCACCGACAUCAUCGGCGGCCCCGAGCUGCACAUCAACCGGGGAUCCACCAUCAAUCUGACUUGCAUUGUGAAAUUCGCACCGGAACCGCCGCCGACCGUCACUUGGUCGCACAACCGCGAGAUCAUAAAUUUCGAUUCUCCUCGCGGCGGCAUAUCAUUAGUCACCGAGAAAGGUGUGCUGACCACCAGCCGGCUCCUCGUGCAGAAGGCCAUCACCCAGGACUCGGGCCUCUACACAUGCACCCCCUCCAACGCCAAUCCGAGCACAGUGCGCGUGCAUAUCGUCGAUGGCGAGCAUCCGGCGGCCAUGCACACGGGCAACAACAACAACAACAACUCGACGGCGUCCCAGCCGCCGGUGCUGCUGCCCCUGGUCCUUCUCACCUGCGGCACGCUGAUGCUGCUGCAGCUGGUGGCCUGCUGCUCCGCCCUCGUGACCGCCGUCGCCCUCGUCCCCUCCGCGGACACGCCCCCCCACCAUCCACCGACCAGCAGCCCAUCGAGAGGACAAAGCCAACAGGAUCAUCAGCUUCGAGGGGAGGAUAUUAAAAGGGAGGGAUCCACAGAUCUGUGCCGCAGAUUCGAGAGCUUCGAGAGCUUCGGGAGGAGCGCGGUGCCCGGGACAUAGCUUUUCGGAGGAUCGGGAACCGGAAACGGAAACGCUGUCGAAUUGCCAACAGGAAUCGCAUUUUAG
This is a messenger RNA of Drosophila takahashii, 1393 nucleotides long. RefSeq names its product defective proboscis extension response 8 (gene dpr8). Gene Ontology annotation, biological process: synapse organization. Lineage: Eukaryota; Metazoa; Arthropoda; Insecta; Diptera; Drosophilidae. The record is from RefSeq and is a predicted model, not a curated record. Gene Ontology annotation, cellular component: neuron projection membrane.